UAUCACCAGUGCAAUAUAAUACAGCACAAAUCAAUAAGAAAUUAAGAAGUUGACAAUGGCUGCCUCCAUAGUCCCAUCAACAACCAUUGCUUCCAUCAACCGCGGCUGCAGCUCAGUUGCCCCAUUCACCGGCCUUAAAUCCUCCGCAGCUUUCCCCGUCACCCGCAAGUCCACUGACAUCACUUCCCUUCCAAGCAAUGGUGGCAAAGUGCAAUGCAUGCAGGUCUGGCCUCCAAUUGGGAAGAAGAAGUUCGAGACUCUCUCUUACCUGCCUCCUCUAACCGACGAAUCAUUGGCAAAGGAAGUUGAAUACCUUCUCCGCUCUGGAUGGAUUCCUUGCUUGGAAUUUGAGUUGGAGCAUGGAUUUGUGUACCGUGAGAACGCCAGGUCACCAGGGUACUAUGAUGGAAGGUACUGGACCAUGUGGAAGCUGCCCAUGUUUGGAUGCACAGACGCUGCUCAAGUGUUGAAGGAGCUUGAGGAGGCCAAGAAGGCUUACCCCAACUCAUUCAUUCGCAUUAUCGGAUUCGACAACAAGCGUCAAGUGCAGUGCAUCAGUUUUAUUGCCUACAAACCCCCUGGUUUCUAAAUUUUCCUUUUCAGUUUUUGCGGUAUGAUGAAUAAAUGAAUGAAUGAUGGAAGGGCCAAAUGUACAUAAAAGAGUAAACCUACAUUAUAUGAGAUAAUGUCCUUUUAU
Messenger RNA from Carica papaya (papaya), 697 nucleotides. Its product is annotated as ribulose bisphosphate carboxylase small subunit, chloroplastic-like. The record is from RefSeq and is a predicted model, not a curated record. NCBI's taxonomy places the organism in Eukaryota, Viridiplantae, Streptophyta, Magnoliopsida, Brassicales, Caricaceae.